GUCCUGCAUAGACUCCUCUAACAGCAGCAGUUAAACCCCGCUACCCAAAGGGUCUCAGAGCUCAUGAAGCUGAUUGAGGAGAUCCUCCAGAAAAGCUAAAAGUAGAAUUCAUCCCAUUAUUUCUGCUCUGCUCUGAAGAACUAAGCUGCAGUCUCAACUGUGCCCUGAGGUCAACACAGAAGCUCCUGGAUGAAUGAUUGGGUGGGCCCUGAUGUCAAUGUGGUGGGACCACUGCAGAUCCCACCCAGCGAUGGGUUCUCAAUGCCAGAGGGCUCACAUUUCUUUGAUAUUCUGGCAGAGCACAGCAGCCCUCUGCUUCAGGACCAGGAGGUCCUGCCCUUCGCCAGCUAUCCCAGCAUGCAGUACUCCACAGUGGAGCCGUCCAUGUCCUCUCCGUCAUACUACUCCUGCCAAAACUACUACCCCCAGUACAGCCCAGAGGAGUGGUAUUCACCAUCCGCCAUGCUGGAGCUGAGAAAAGGCCCGCUGGAGGGGACCUUUGAUACAGAGAUGGAGGAAUCAUCCCCUAUUGUUCCCACUGUCAUGUAUAGAAGAUCCAGAAACACUGCCCAUCCCGGCAGGGUCAAAGGGGAAGAACUGUGUGUGGUGUGUGGGGACAAAGCCUCGGGCUACCACUACAAUGCUCUCACAUGUGAAGGGUGUAAAGGUUUCUUCAGAAGAAGUAUAACCAAGAAUGCUGUUUAUAAGUGUAAGAGUGGGGGGAACUGUGAGAUGGACAUGUACAUGCGCAGAAAGUGCCAAGAGUGCCGACUACGGAAGUGUAAAGAGAUGGGCAUGCUCGCUGAGUGUUUGCUAACAGAGAUCCAGUGCAAAUCCAAGAGGCUGAGGAAAAACACCAAGUCUUCACUAGAGGAUGGCACAGGAGCUGAUACAGAGGUCGCUGACAGCGGGGACACUAAACAGGUCACAUCUACAACCAGAAUGUGUAAAGAAAAAGUGGUGCUCAGUCAAGACCAGCAGGCUUUACUAAAUUAUAUUCUUGAAGCGUACAACAAGCAUCGUGUUCCUCCAGAUAUGGCCAAGAAACUGCUUCAGGAACAGUUCAGCACUGAGGAGAAUUUCCUGCUGUUGACGGAAAUGGCAACCAGCCACGUCCAGGUUCUGGUAGAAUUCACAAAAAACAUCCCAGGUUUCCAGUCUCUGGAUCAUGAGGAUCAGAUUGCUCUACUGAAGGGUUCAGCAGUCGAGGCCAUGUUCCUGCGUUCUGCCCAGGUCUUCACCAGGAAACAGCCACAAGGACACACAGAGGUGCUGGAGGAGCGAAUAAGAAAGAGUGGCAUAUCAGAAGAGUACAUCACCCCUAUGUUCAACUUCUAUAAGAGUAUUGGGGAGCUGCAGAUGCUGCAAGAAGAACAUGCACUUCUUACAGCAAUCACCAUCCUGUCUCCAGAUCGGCCAUAUGUGAAGGACCAGCAGGCAGUGGAGCGGCUGCAGGAGCCCGUGCUGGAAGUGUUGAGGAGGUUCUGCAAGCUGCAGCACCCUCAGGAGCCCCAGCACUUCGCCCGGCUGCUGGGCCGUCUGACCGAGCUGCGAACCCUUAAUCAUCAUCAUGCAGAGAUGCUAGAGUCAUGGCGCACGAGCGACCACAAAUUCAACCCCCUGCUCUGUGAAAUCUGGGACGUACAGUGACACUACAGCAAGAAAUCCCAAAGACUUUUCACUGAAUGUUUUUACACAGAUGACAAGCUUGGCUUGGCUCUGAUACAGAGUCAGAACAACAGUUCAAAAUUUAGGACUGACUGUAAUAAAUAUUAAAUGUUCAUCCCUGGAUGUCGCCUAACAUUUAGAUAAAUGAGAUUUGCAUAAGAGAAUCGUAAAAUAAAUAGACUUUAGACUUUAGACUUUAAUUUAUUGUCCCCCACAGGGGAAAUUUUUCUUGGGCUACCCAAGAUUGCUUCCCGCUGAAUUGGCAAUACAAUACAGUCACAUAAGCCUUUCAACAGACAUAAUACAAUAUAAGACAAUACAAUACAAUGAACAUAAGCAUAAAAGCCAGUAAAAAUACUAAAAUAAAUAUAACAAAUGUAAGAUUUCCAUCCACAUCCUUAUCUGUUAGCAUUAAGAAGUGUGAUCGGUGCAGAUAUAAAUUAAUUUCUGUACCUUAUUAUUCUACCCUUUGGCACUCUGAAUCUCCUACCCGAAGGGAGAAGCUGAUACUCUGGGAAAAGAACAUAAAUGUCUUUAUUCUUUGUGUUUUUGGACUUUUGGAGAAAAGGAAUGAUGUAUUAUUUUUCUAAAGUGCUCAAUUUCUUUAAUGAUCAGACAUUUAGUACUGUAUUUGCACAUUAAAUUAUAUAUCAAAUGAUA
Astyanax mexicanus (Mexican tetra) is the source of this 2328-nucleotide messenger RNA. It is a transcript of the gene nr1h4, whose product is annotated as nuclear receptor subfamily 1, group H, member 4. Bases 190 to 1650 code for a protein of 486 amino acids. Gene Ontology annotation, molecular function: nuclear receptor activity; bile acid binding; RNA polymerase II cis-regulatory region sequence-specific DNA binding. The record is from RefSeq and is a predicted model, not a curated record. Lineage: Eukaryota; Metazoa; Chordata; Actinopteri; Characiformes; Acestrorhamphidae. Gene Ontology annotation, biological process: negative regulation of transcription by RNA polymerase II; positive regulation of transcription by RNA polymerase II; cell differentiation. The transcript is spliced from 10 exons.